Molecule: messenger RNA, 1410 nt
Organism: Exserohilum turcica Et28A
Lineage: Eukaryota; Fungi; Ascomycota; Dothideomycetes; Pleosporales; Pleosporaceae
Exons: 3
Coding region: 1-1410 (469 amino acids)
Cellular component (GO): small-subunit processome; nucleolus
Molecular function (GO): RNA binding
Source: RefSeq, a predicted model, not a curated record
AUGCCGUCGACGCAUAAUGUGGACAAGCCCUGGGACACAGAUGACAUAGACAAGUGGAAGAUCGAGCCCUUCAAGCCUGAAGACAACAAGGCGGGCGCCUUUACCGACGAGUCCCGCUUCAGCACCCUCUUUCCCAAGUAUCGCGAGCAGUACCUCAAAGGCUCAUGGAAGUUCAUCACACAAGCGCUGCAAAAGCUCGGCAUCGGAUGCGAGCUCAACUUGGUCGAGGGUUCCAUGACAGUAUGGACGACACAGAAGACUUACGAUCCAGCGGCAAUUCUGAAUGCGCGCGAUCUCAUAAAGCUGCUUGCUCGAAGCGUACCUGCUCCACAAGCUAUCAAGAUUCUUGAAGACGACGUAGCCAUGGACAUUAUCAAGAUACGGAACCUGGUGGGCAACAAAGAACGAUUCGUCAAGAGGAGACAGCGUAUUUUGGGGCCGAAUGGAUCGACGCUCAAGGCGCUGGAAUUGCUUACCGAGUGUUAUCUACUGGUACAGGGAAACACCGUGGCGUGCAUGGGCCCGUACAAGGGACUCAAGCAAGUGCGGCGCAUUAUCGAGGAUACAAUGCACAACAUCCAUCCCAUCUAUGCCAUAAAAGAGCUCAUGAUCAAGAAAGAACUUGCCAAGGAUCCCGAACUCGCCAACGAGAGCUGGGAUCGCUUCCUGCCAAAUUUCAAGAAGCGCUCUCUCAGCAAGCGUCGCGUGCCGCACAAGGUCAAUGACAAGUCGAAGAAACCGUACACGCCAUUCCCACCGCCUCAAGAGAAGAGCAAGGUUGACUUGCAGAUCGAGAGCGGAGAGUACUUCUUGGGCAAGCAUGCGAAGGAGAGGAAAGCACGGGAAGAGAGAGAGGAGAAGAUGAAGGAAAAGAUGGAUGCAAAGAGGAAAGAGAGGAUGGCCGACAUCAACGACACGCUCUGCGUCUACACCGACGCCUCCUUUGCCGAUAAUCGCGGCAUCUCCAUCUUCACCACGCGCAAGCUAGCCCAGGAAUUCGCCUCUCUGCCCGCCUUCCGCGACCCCCUGGCCCUAAAACCCGAGGCCAUCAAUGAAGACACACAUGCCUACCACACCACUUCGAUCGCGGAAAAAGGCAUAGGCAUGCUUGCAUCGCGGCCGCUGAAAUUCGGAGACCGCGUGACUGCCUACACGCCGGCAUUCGUCGCGUACCUGGAAUCCGAGCUCUCGACGCUGGACCGUGAGGCGUUGUGGCGCACGGCAAUUGAGCAGCUACCCGUGCACCUCAAGGACAAGUUUCUCAACUUGGCGACUGUGUACGGGGACCCCAGAGUAAAAGUGCAGGAUGUCGUCAAGGCGAAUACGUUCCAGGUCAUGAUUGGGGGCGUGAACCAUUUGGCUGUUUGGCCCGAGACGAGUCGGCUGAAUCAUGCGUGUGCGCCCAAGUGA